Messenger RNA from Blepharisma stoltei, 2933 nucleotides. The record is from the annotation of a GenBank genome assembly. NCBI's taxonomy places the organism in Eukaryota, Ciliophora, Heterotrichea, Heterotrichida, Blepharismidae.
AUGAACAAGGUUAUUAAAGACGAUCAUGGAUGGAAGCUAAAAAUAAAUGAUGAAUCGUCCACCAAAGACCUUUUCAAUCAUAUUUUUCAAAAUAGAGAAUUCACAGAAACUAAUGUCGCUCUUUAUAAUUUGCCCAAAUUAAAGUUCCUUUUGGACAGAUGAUAUCAGAAACUUCCAUCAGUCAGGCCUUAUUAUGCAGUAAAAUCAAAUCCAGACCCUGAAAUCAUUUCAAAGCUAGCCUCUUUAGGAGCAGGAUUCGACUGUGCAAGCAGAAAAGAAUUAGAAUUAGCAGCACAGCACGCAAGCAUAAAUUUCGAGGCAGACAUUAUCUGUGCUCAAACAUUUAAGUCUCCAGCUGAACUAAAUCCCCCUUUUUAAAUUAGACAAAAGAUCAGUAAAAUUUCCAUUUUUUUGUAAGAAGAUUUUUUUCAAUUGUGAAAAUGAGAAUUAGUUUUGACCUAAUUCAAUGGAAAUGUUGAAGAAAAAUAUUAUUUAAGCAGUUUUCACUGAUUUCCUAAAUAUUGCAUUCAACUUAUAUUUUUAAGUUUAAGUUUAUUGAAUUCUAUUAUUCCUCUAAAUUCAUCCAGUUCUGAAUUGUAUUCGCUACGUACAAGCCCAACUGUGAGUAACAGUGGAAAAACGGGCCGACCCUUAGACUUGACAACUUGCAACAGCUCCUAGGAUUCUCUGCCUGAGCAAGUAUCGGUUCAGGUUAACUUCUCUUUUAGCUCAACCUUCUAGAGAUCAUGAGUCUCUUCAAAUAAGUUGAGCUGUAGGGAAUAACCUUUACUCUAAUUGCCAUUUUAAUAUUGUGAACUUAUUAUUUUAUUUUUUUAUAAAAAUUUAAUAUAUUCAAAAAAAAUUAGCACCCCUUUAAGUAGAGCAGGAUUUUUUGUUCAUAUUUAAAGGGGAAUGAUUAAGAGCUAUUUCUAGCCUAGGAGUCAAAUACACCACUUUUGAUUGUGUAGAAGAGCUACAGCAGGUUAGGCUAUUUAAAGUCAGGUGCUAGUCAUAUUGGUGACGCAGUCACCAAGACUUUCCAUGCGGAAAGUUCUACCGCUUCUCGAUUCUAACCCAGGGUCUAGCCUCGGAAAAGCGAGGUCUCUUCCUGUACUUCUGACUCUUCAUGAUCAACUCCUUGGAGUCUGUCGGGUUCCUUCGACAGCUACAGAAAAAAGACUGCUCCGAUAUGGCCUGGGCCGAAUACCCAGUUUCUCGGUUGAAGAAUGCCCAUGAGUCCUUGGAUCCAAGGGACAUUGCCGAGCACCUCCAUUUCCAACCGUAGGAAGGCAGCCAAAGCCUACCCGGAUACGUAUUAACUAAGGCUGCAAUUGCUUUUCGACUCGAACUCUGUCCCAGUUCUCCGUUUCCAUAAGGUCUGAACCGUUGCGCCAAGAGGGUAUUUGAUAAUAUGUCCAUUUUAAUGUAUAUAGAAGAGCUACAAAAAAUUGCGAAUUUUGGGCUUAGAGACUUAAAAUUGGUGCUUAGGAUUGCUGGAGGCGAUGAAGAAGCUAAUGCUCAAUAUAAUAAAAGAUUUGGCGUCUUAAAAAGCGAAUAUAGAACAGUUCUGGAAUGUGCAGUCCAGCUUGGACUUUCUAUUGUAGGUGUUAGCUUUUAUGUAGGCCAUUCUGUUAAAAAUACGAAUGCUUAUUAUAAAGCAAUCCAAAAAGCCAGUGAUGUAUGGAAAAUAGCUGACUUCCCUUUCCGUGAAUGAGCAACAUUUUUCACUAGCUCACAAAGAAUUGCUUUUCAAAAUUUCAAAGAGUCUCAUAUACAAAAUUUGAAAAUUAAGUGCAAUCUAAUUUAUAAAUAUAUGCUUAAAAAUUAAAAGAAUGAACAACAGAUAAAUUUGAUUAAUUGCAUAUUAAAAAAUAGGAAUAUUUUUUUACUCAUAAGGUUUUUUUUCAAAGAGAAGAAUAAUUUAAUGGUUUACUCACCCAUUGAAGGGGAGUGAGGAAUAUGGAUUUGAUAUGAAAUUGCUAGAUGUUGGAGGAGGAUUUGUCGAGAAAUAUUUUGAAGACGCGGCAAAUGAUAUAAAUCAUGGUAUUGAAGAAUUUUUUGGAGGGAAAAAUAUUACAGUUAUUGCUGAGCCUGGGAAAUAUUUUUCUGCUUCAGUAGUUUCUAGCUGUUUUACUGUUGUAGGAAAGAGGACAAGAGUGUUUGAUGGAGUAAUGAAAAUUGAUUAUGUCAUUUCUGAUGGAAUCAAUGGAACAUUUUGUCAUCUACCCUUAGCUGAAGAUAAUGAAGCCAUUCCCAUAUAUUUGGAGAGAAAUAAAAUGGUGAAGUGACGGAAAUUGGACUCCGAGGCACAUCUAUGGAGCAGAUAGGAACCAUCCUGAUUAAGCUAAAACAGGACCUCAUUCCCUUUUGAAGGGCCUUCAGGCUUCGGGAUGAUUGUCGAAGAGGGAAGUUUUCUUUCUCCCCGAAGGUUUUCCUGUUCCUGCCAGAUGGGCUAGACAGUUUUUGCCUAUUGCAUGGUCUUCACUUGUCGGGACUAUUGGAGCACUCUACUGGAGGUGACUCUGCUCUAGUGGGAGCUAAUCCCUUAGAGAGGUGGCUCAGAUCGGAAAUCCAAAAUGGCAACCUUGCUUCCUCUUUUAUUUCGUGGGGCGAAGGAGGAGACUAUUUUGUAGCCAAGAUGAGGCAAAGGCGGGUGGGUUUGCCCGCUAUGGCUAGUUUAGCAUUUAAGUUUAAAUAUAUAUUUGGGGAGUUUAGAAGAUCCUCCAAAAUAUAAUUCUGCAUUUUAUGGGCCUACUUGUGAUGGAGACGAUAAAAUUACUGAAUGCGAGUUCCCAGUCGUUGAAAUUGGAGAUAAAAUUGCUUUUGAUACUAUGGGAGGGUACACUGCUUCAUUAGCAACUGAUUUUAAUGGAAUUCAAAUGGCUACGCAUACUAAACUCUAUAUUACAGAAGAGUCAUGCUCUAUUGAAUAA